Messenger RNA from Perca flavescens (yellow perch), 2752 nucleotides. RefSeq names its product FLVCR choline and putative heme transporter 2a (gene flvcr2a). The transcript has 11 exons. NCBI's taxonomy places the organism in Eukaryota, Metazoa, Chordata, Actinopteri, Perciformes, Percidae. The coding region runs from base 1 to 1623 and encodes 540 amino acids. The record is from RefSeq and is a predicted model, not a curated record. Gene Ontology annotation, molecular function: heme transmembrane transporter activity; heme binding. Gene Ontology annotation, cellular component: membrane. Gene Ontology annotation, biological process: transmembrane transport; heme export.
AUGGGAGAAGAUACGCGGGCAUCGCAGGACAAAAACGCGCAGAAUUCGAUGGAGAAUGGGCCACGUUUGGGAGCGGGGGGUCCAGAUGCCGCGCAGCAAAUUGAAUGCAGCAGCAUCCCAAACGGCGACCGCGGCUCUGCCGCCAAUACGCGUUUAUACAAGAGGCGCUGGAUGAUCGUGUUCCUGUUCAGCGCAUAUUCCCUGAGCAACGCGUACCAAUGGAUCCAGUACGGGAUCAUCAACAACAUAAUGAUGAAGUUCUACAACGUGGAAGCCUUCUCUAUAGACUGGCUGUCCAUGAUCUACAUGCUCACCUACAUCCCAUUCAUCUUCCCGGUUACCUGGCUCCUGGAUAAGAAAGGGCUGCGGGUCACAGCGCUGCUGGCCAACGCGCUCAACUGCGCCGGGACAUGGAUCAAGGUGGCCAGCGCCAAACCCAACUUGUUCGGGGUGACCAUGGUCGGACAGCUUGCAAGUUCCCUUGCCCAGGUGUUCAUCCUCGGCAUGCCAUCCCGUCUGGCGUCGGUCUGGUUCGGCGCGGAUGAGGUUUCCACCGCCUGCUCCAUCGGAGUUUUUGGGAAUCAGAUGGGUAUCGCCAUUGGGUUCCUGCUCCCUCCCAUCCUUGUGCCUAAUGUGGACGAUAUCAAUGAGCUGGCGAACUACAUCAGAAUCAUGUUCUACAUCAGCGCAGGAGUUGCCACCCUCAUCUUUAUCCUCGUGGUCAUUGUGUUUCAGGAGAGACCGGAGAUCCCUCCCACCCAGGCCCAGGCUCAUGCCAGGAACAUCCCCCCCGGCGAGUACUCGUACACAGCUUCUAUCUUGAGGCUGCUGCGCAACAAGCCCUUCAUGCUCCUGGUGGUCACCUAUGGGCUGAACGUCGGCUGCUUCUAUGCUAUUUCCACACUGUUGAAUCAGAUGAUCAUUGAACAAUAUCCUGGUGAAGAAGUGAAUGCUGGGAGAAUUGGUCUGACUAUUGUUGUUGCUGGCAUGGCGGGGUCCAUCAUAUGUGGCAUUUGGCUGGACAAGACCAAAACAUACAAACAAACCACCUUGGCUGUAUAUCUCCUCUCUCUGAUUGGGAUGCUGGUUUACACCUUCACCCUCAACCUGGGUCACCUGUGGGUGGUGUUUGUCACAGCUGGAGUUUUAGGCUUCUUCAUGACAGGAUAUCUACCUCUGGGCUUUGAGUUUGCAGUAGAGCUUACCUAUCCAGAGUCAGAGGGAACCUCAUCUGGACUGCUUAACUGUUCAGCUCAGAUCUUUGGAAUCAUUUUCACCAUCUCCCAAGGGAAGAUUAUUGAUAGAUGGGGCACUUUAGCAGGAAACAUCUUCCUGAGCAUCUUCCUGCUAAUAGGAACAGUACUGACAGGAUUCAUCAAGUCCGAUCUCCGACGCCAGAAGGCCAAUCUUCAACAGUCUGAGGUGCAGGCAAUGAGUCCUACAGGCUCUAUGUCAUCGGUGCAGGACUACGGGGCCACAACGUGCAGCGGCCACUGGCAACAGCAGUCUUCACAUAAACCCACAACCUCACUAAAAUCCAAACACACACCUGCCAAGAAAGCGAAAGCUGAUCUAGAAGGAGUCAUCUCUCCCCCUGAAGUCCUGACAGAGAGGAAAUUAUAAGGAGCAUAGACUGUCAAAGAUACCGUGUACAGAUUCAAACAGACGUACUGACACUGUCAAACAUAAACAUGCACACACGGCCACAUAGAAGAAAAAAAAAGCUGCUGUGAAGAGUGAGCACAUGGAGAGUGAACAUACUGAGCAGCCCUCUGUGAGGCCUUAAAAACCUGCAGACCUGAACGCCACGAUCUGGCCUGAACACCAGACAUUCACACUAAUAUCCCAAGUGCAACUUAGCUCAUUUCAAACAAAGCUCAAGUCAAUCAUGCACAAGGGGAACACACUUGGAACCUCAAUAGUUUUUACACCCCUACACAAAAUCAUCUUUGUAAACAUUAUUGUAUCUAAUGUAGGCAUUGUAUAUGUCCUGUCAGUGCAAUACAACUGCCACUUUAGUGACUCCAACAUUACUACACUCUUUCACUUAACUUUAACUUUCGUAAGCUUUUACAGUCCCCCUCUGAUUAGUGUUAAUGUAGUGUUCUAUGCAUCUAAUGAGCAAUAUUUAAACUGUGUUUCUUCACAUUGGACCAAUAUUGUGUGUAAGUGAACGGAGUCUUUACAUUGCUGAAGCAUUCUAUUGAGUGUUAGUGUUUAAUGCAGACUAAGCACUGUGCUGUGUCUCCUGGCGUGGCAGUCAGAUCAACAAGGCUCAUCUUUGCCUGCCAUUCAGGAUCACAUGGAAGUAUUACUUCUGCAACCUGCUGAUUAUAAAUAUGAUUGAUGCUGUGCAUCAGUUUUGUCCUUGUUUUACUGUAAGUGAUCUCUACAAGACAUUUGGUGAUACAUAACUGGAUGAACAUGUGAGAGCUUCUGGAACAUGAAGAAUGAUGGCACAGCACAAAACAUGAUGGAAGGCAAGUCGAUCUACUGCAGUUGUCAUUUUGCACAAGAAAAUGUUUUUGUGUACUUAGCUUGUAAAAUUGUUACUGAGAAAUGAAGUUCAUGCUAUGUAACCAGUGUUUGUACAGUUUAUCAUUAACAUGUUUUACUUGAUGUGUUGUGGCAAGCUGUCUGGUGAUUUUAUAAUGAAUGUUUUUCAGUGGUAUUUUAGUACAUUUUAACAGUGCAGCACAAAUAUUAAAUGUUUGUCAAAAGAAAAAAAACAAUUACACCCUUGGAAACAAGA